GGAACCACUAGGUGAUAGGCAACAUUGCUGUAUAACCAUCAAAAGUGGUUACUUUUUGAACAGACGUGGACCCAGUUAUCUCUCAAAAGGGUGCCUGACCAACUGUGGUGGUCCUCUAACAAGAGGGCUAUCGAAAUGGCACUUGCUUUAUUGCUAUGAUCUUUUCCCAGUUCCCUUAUUCCUCCACAGUGAGGACCAAACUUUCCCCUUUCCUGACAUGACUUGGCAACCCCUCUCCCAAGGUCAGUGAAUUGGCCUCAUUUUGACUGGAGAGGUCACGAUUUGGACUGUCCCAGAGGAAGUUGGCUUGAGACUAGACAGGGUUCCAGUCUCUCAGGCUGGGAUGCUUACCCCCAUGAGUGGUGGUCCAAGGGGUAGCUGAGGGUGUGUGUACACUUCAGCUUUUUUCCUGUGGGGUACUGAGCUUGGAGAUCAGGUGCCUCUGGGACUGUUCCCUCUGCAGGCCAACAGGAUCAUGUGGUACGUCAGCACUAGGGGAAUGGCCCCACGGGUCGACUUUGAGGGGGCCCUCUUCUCUGGCUAUGCUCCCGAUGGCGGUCUCUUCAUGCCCAAGGAGCUCCCACAGUUGGGCAUAGAGACCCUGCGUCAGUGGAGUUCGCUCUCCUACCCCAGUCUGGUAAAGGAGCUGUGCACCCUCUUCAUUGGUCCUGAGCUCAUUCCACGAGAUGUCUUAAACGAUCUGAUCGACCGAGCCUUCCACAGAUUCCGUCACAGAGAGGUGGUCCAUCUGUCCAGACUGAGGAACGGGCUGAACGUGUUGGAGUUGUGGCAUGGGGUCACAUACGCAUUUAAGGACUUGGCCCUGGGCUGCACAGCACAGUUCCUGCAGUACUUUCUGGAGAAGAAGGAGAAGCACGUCACCGUGGUUGUAGGAACAUCUGGGGACACAGGCAGUGCUGCCAUUGAGAGUGUUCAAGGAGCAAAGAACGUGGACAUCAUCGUUCUGCUUCCCCAGGGUCACUGCACGAAGAUCCAAGAGCUCCAGAUGACCACGGUGCUGAGGGAGAACGUCCAUGUGUUCGGAGCCGGGUGCCUUGCUCAGAAGAUGGGCCUGCCCAUCCGCCUGGUCGUGGCUGUGAACCGCAAUGACAUCAUCCACAGGACCGUGCAGCGGGGAGACUUCUCUCUGUCCAAGGCUGUCGAACUGACCUUGGCUUCAGCUAUGGACAUUCAGGUGCCCUACAACAUGGAGAGGAUCUUCUGGCUGCUGUCGGGCUCUGACAACCAGGGGACGAGAGCCCUCAUGGAGCAGUUUGAAAGGACCCAAAGCACGAGUUUACCCAAGGAACUGCAUGACAAGCUUUCAGAGGCCAUGACGUCUGAGUCAGUGUCGGAUGAGGCCAUCACCCGGACCAUGAGUCGAUGUUGGGAAGAGAACCAGUACCUGCUGUGCCCUCACUCGGCUGUGGCCGUGAGUUACCAUUACCAGCAGACCGACCGGCAGCAGCCCAGCCUUCCCCGGUGCUGUCUGGCCCCCGCCUCUGCAGCCAAGUUCCCAGAAGCUGUCCUGGCUGCCGGGCUGACCCCAGAGACCCCCGCGGAGAUCCUGGCCCUGGAGUUCAAGGAGACGCGCUGCACCCCGAUGCGGAAGGGUGACGACUGGACGCUAAUGCUUCGGAACACCAUUGAGGGCCUGAGCUGGCAGCAAAGGGCUCAUUCCUGAGUGCUCCGGAAUAGCCGGGCUGGAUUUGAUUUGAGUCAAGUUGCUCUGUUGCUCUUGUAUCAGGGUCCCCUGUUCUGUGAACCCAGGGUGGAUGUCAUGGCACCACUAAAUAAAGUCGAAGUGCCUCCA
Molecule: messenger RNA, 1813 nt
Organism: Enhydra lutris kenyoni (northern sea otter)
Lineage: Eukaryota; Metazoa; Chordata; Mammalia; Carnivora; Mustelidae
Product: threonine synthase like 2
Exons: 7
Coding region: 476-1684 (402 amino acids)
Biological process (GO): 2-oxobutyrate biosynthetic process; dephosphorylation
Molecular function (GO): pyridoxal phosphate binding
Source: RefSeq, a predicted model, not a curated record